CUGAAGGGCACGGGGCGGCAGCGCCUGGCCUGGCGCCCGGGGGACAGGGGAUGUGGAUCAGCCACCCAGAUAUUUUAUAUAGAAAUAAUGCAGUCUAUAUCCUGGUUCUCCACGGAACUGCUGCUGGGGAGCAGUGUCAGCCCAACGGUGACCGCGUGCAGCGAAGCCCACGAGGAGCAGCGAGCCGACAGAUACUGCCAGCCAUGGCCCAACGACCAUGGAGAAGGACGGGGCUGAAGCACCCUUCCCUAUUGGCUCUGCUAAUCUUGUUGGCCCUGGCCCUGCUGGCACUCUCCUACCUCCCCUCUCCACCAAAUGGGGAGCAUGGCCGGGCCCCUUCGCCCCAUGUGGCACCAGCACCUCCAGCACCUGCAUCGCUCCUGCUGGCACCCCGGCCCCGGCGAGAUGUGGCCAUCACCCCAUGUAGGGACCAGCCCCCGAGCCGGGGAGCAAAAAGACACAGGGGGAAAGGACGUUGGCUGAGGCAGUGGGGUGCCUCAAUGCCUUCCCCUUGUGCGGAUCAGCCAUGCAGGUGGGGCGGCUCACCUCAGGAGGACAGGCUGUGUUUUGGUGAGACAGUCCCACCGUGGCUCUCAGAGGAUGACAUCCAGAAGAUGGAGCUGCUGGCCCGUGGCCAAGUAGUCUCUAAACGCCGUGUGCCAGCUCAUGGGCAGGUCCUACGCAUCCGUCUGCGUGCUGAUGGUGACACCCAGCCUGUCAGUCCAGGGGAGGACUGUGGGGAUGGGCGAUGUGGGCUCAUCAAGCGCUCCACAGACCUCUAUGAGGUGGUGGCCUUCCACCUGGACAGGGUCUUAGGGCUGAACAGGAGCCUGCCCGCAGUGGCCCGCCGCUUCUCCAGCCCCAUCCUACCCUACAGCUAUACCAAUGGUGUCCCCCGGCCCCUCAUCUGGUGGGCACCUGACGUCCAGCACCUGGAGGACACCAACAAUGACCAGAACUCCUGUGCCCUGGGGUGGCUGCAGUAUCAGGAGAUGCUACGGUCCCACAGUGUGGCCCCGGUGGCAGGAGACACAGCCUGUGCAAGCAUCCAGCGCGGUGAGUGGGGCCGCUUGGCGCUCUUCGACUUCCUCCUGCAGGUUCAUGACCGCCUGGACCGAUAUUGCUGUGGAUUUGAGCCUGACGCCUCCGAGCCCUGUGUGGAGGAGAUGCUCCAUGAAAAGUGUCGAAACCCAUCCGAGUUGUUCCUGGUGCACAUCCUGGUCCGGAGGAGCGCUCUGUCCCAGCUGGUGUUUAUCGACAACGCAGGCCGGCCACAGCAACCAGAGUCAAAGCUCAACUUCAGGCUGCUGCAGGGCAUAGACAGCUUUCCAGAGACAGCUGUGGCCACACUGAGGUCGGGCUGCCUGACCUACAGGCUGCUGAAGUCGCUGUACAGGGACCAGGAGCUGUGGGAGAGCCAGGGAGGUGCUGCAGGGCUGUGGCCUCUGCUGCAGGUCCUGGAGAGGCGGGGACAAAUCCUGCUGCGGUACCUCCAGGAGCACAACCUGACUGUGGUGAGGGACACCCUGCGCUGAGCCCUGCUGUGGUCUGCAAAGUGAAACUGAACGUGGGUUCUUGCUUCUCCAAAAGGUGUCUUUUUAUUAACCCCUGUUAGUGGGAUGUCCUGGGAAAGGACAAGGGGUUGUGGGGUGUAGGAAAGAGGAAGAGGAGACUUUCUGAAACAACCAACAGAUGUUUGGAAAGGCAUUAAGCAAGAUUUAUCACACAAUCUGCUCAACAUGGAGUUUUCAAAGAAGGAGAACAUCUGUGAGAUUUUGGAUGUUCCCAAAAUAACAAAAGUAGAGACUCUGGAGUGGUGUGGGGAAAAGCAGGCUGAACCCUAAUAAUCAAGGACAAGUCCCCAGAGCUGAGCUCUACCUUCUCCCGUGGUGGAGGUGACGUAUGCCUAUGUCUGCAUUAAGCUUUCUCUAAGGCUUGCAGAUAAAUCUUACCAAACACCCAGGAAACCUUCGACAGAAAGCAACCAAGUGCAAAACGCCAUCUGAGGAUGCUGAUAACAAAAGAGAGCCUGCCCCCCCUUUAUCAUAUCUUCCAGCAUUGCCCACCAGUCGAGCAGUGUAUACAUUGAUACAGUAGUCAGGAUUGAGAGCCCUGAAUGAAGUAGAGGAGACCAUCAGGGGUGCCUCUGCACGCUGCUGCCCUGUUGCCCUUGAGCUGGAGAAAGUGUCCACCCGUGCAGCCAGAGAGGCAGAAAGCAGGCACUCACACUGCUCCUCUUGCAUCCAUCUCAGCAGUGUGUCAGGUUUAGAGCCUGCCAGGGGAUACUUUUGUAGCCGUGCUGAUAAGUGUAGGCAAUUACCUUUUCCUCUUGCUUAAGAGAAGAUGAAGUGAGGCUGGAGUGACAUUAAUCAGUGAGCGUGAGUGCUCUCAGAAAGCACUGGUAUUAGCCUUGCCUGCACCUCAGCAUCCUGAACGCUUUGCUGUGGUCCUGCCCUGGUGCUGGCAAGGGAAAGCCUAUCUGCCAUCAUCAUCUCCUCCUCUGCCAGGGUGGCCUGCAUGAGAAUUCAUUCUGAGGAGGUUUGUAAGAAUGGAGGAGAACAAAAUAACUCAUCCUGGGUCCAAAAUGUCCCAUCCAUAAUAAUAAAUGAGAUUGAUAAUCAUAAAAUCGUAGAAUCACUAAGGCUGGAAUCAUUAAGGUUGGAAAAGAGAAGAUCACCUACCACCACCACGCUCACUCAAUAAUGUCCCUCAGUGCCACAUCCAUGCGGUUCUUGAACACCUCCAGGGACGGUGACUGCACCACCUCCCUGGGCAGCC
This is a messenger RNA of Lagopus leucura (white-tailed ptarmigan), 2778 nucleotides long. It is a transcript of the gene GASK1A, whose product is annotated as golgi associated kinase 1A. The record is from RefSeq and is a predicted model, not a curated record. The transcript is spliced from 5 exons. The coding region runs from base 51 to 1535 and encodes 494 amino acids. Gene Ontology annotation, cellular component: Golgi apparatus. NCBI's taxonomy places the organism in Eukaryota, Metazoa, Chordata, Aves, Galliformes, Phasianidae.